UCUUACAUGCUUGUGUCUGACAGGUUUUUGUCUUUUUCCCUAAAAUCUUAAAACAAGCUGGCUGUGCAGCUGAACAGGGGAAAAGAAAACACUCCAAACAACCUCUGGUUACUAAAUCAAGAUCAUCGUCUCAAGAAAGAAGUUCAGAUGCAGAUGACUCUGAAGAGGAGGAUGGCGAAGAAGAGGGAGAGGAAGACGACGAAGAUGAAGAUGAUGAAGAGGAGGAGUCUAAUGAAGAGGAAGAAGAUGAUGAAGAAAGUGAUGAAGGGGAAGAGGAGGAGGACGAGGAAGAAGAAGAAAUAGGAGAAGAAGAAGAAGGAUCUGGAGAGGAGGAGCAGGAGGAUGAUAGCAACUGCGUGGCUAGUGUUAACCACAGCACUACAGAAUUUAAAGCCCCUCAUAUCACACAUGAGGCUGGCAUCACUUCAAAGAGUGAAACAUUUCUUGGAGUUGUACGUGAGAGUGUAGAUACCUCAGAGAAAAAUACCAAAACAAAGACUUUAAGCACCGACCUCAUGCACCCCGCUGGGACAUCGAGCUUUGUUACCCCAGCCACAUUACAUAUAGUGGAGGAUUGCGUUGUGUCAGCCAUAAGGGUAGAAUCUAAGUUUUCAGAUGAAGAUGACAGCCUGGGAAAGAAAUAUUUGAGUUCAUCGGAUCAAAACAUAAUUUCAGGCCAGGAUUCAACACGACAUUGUCCAGAAACCCAUUCAGCAUGCAAGGAUAUGAAGGAAUGUGAGAGAGACACAGAAAAGGAUGAUGAAGACUCAUGGAGCAAUAAACAAAAUCGUGGUGAUAUGGAGUGGAAUGACAGUGAUAAUGAGGAGGACAAACAUUUGCUUGCUAAUCAAACAAAUGUAUUACCUGAAGUUGGCAUAAAAAACACAGACAAUACUUCUGAUGGUAAAGAUGAUUGUGGAUCGCACAACAAGGUUUCCACAGGAGUGAAACUCAGGUCCUCAUGGGGAUCUUCAUUAGAGGACAGUGAUAUUGACAUACCUGAGGUAAGCAAUGAGGUUUUUGAUCAGAAAAGCACUGUUCAAGCACCAGAAGUAUCAUCAUCAUUGCAUUUAAAAAACACACUGCCUCAGUCAAAUGAAGAACAUCCAGAUAGCCCAUGGGAUUCUUCAUCACCAGUUGCAUCUCCAAAAUGUGUUACACUUAAGGAAGUUAUAGACAACCACCAGACACUGUCUGGGCUAGGUCCAAAAACCUCUUCUCAGUCCAGAAACCAAGCAGCUGUAGAUGAAUCAGAGUGGGAUUCCUCUGAAAAUAAAGACCAAAAUGAUAUUGGCACUAACUCUAAUUGUGAAGUGGUGUCCCCAGUUUCCAAAGCAAAUGAGACUGGAGAGAGGCAAUUAGAGUCUAAGGAAGAAGAGGACAGAGAAAGUAUUGAGAAAGAGUCAGAUGACCCCUCACCAGUACUUUCAUCGGUGCUGGAUGAUGAAAACCAACUUUUGGGGAAUGAUGAAGUUGAAGAAGAUGAAAGCUGUUGGGAUGAUGAAGAUGAAAGCAAUGGCUCAGAAAAGCAAGAGAAAAUUGCAAUGAAUGACAGUGAUGUUUUACCCAGUGAGGAUAUCCUGAAGAUACCCGACCUAACCAAGCUGUUGUCUCCAAAAUUGAAGUCCACAGCUACAGUACACAAGAAGGUGGCAGAAGACGCUAAAAGGGAUAAUCAGCAUAAUGAAGAUGGUGAAUUGGUUCCUCAGUCAGUUAUCUGUGAAAAUGAUAUGCUUGCAGAAAAUGUUGAACUGGAAGAAGAAAAGCUGGAAGUUGUUAAGAAAUACAGUGUCCGCAAAGAUGAUGAGACAAGCGAGGACUCCGACAGCAAGAUCCAGAAGCUGCAGUACGAUUUUGUCAAUGCUUCAGUUAAAAUGUCCACAGUAGGAGACGAUUUUGAUAAAACUGUUGAUGGAGGCCUUUGUGAAGGUAUCGGUGCAGAUGAUGAGGAUGAAGCUAGAUUAACUGCAUACGUUCCAUUUGAAAUUCAAACUAGAGUCUUGUCAGAGGAGAUUAAUGAAAACCCAAUAAAGGAAAAGACGUUUUCAUGCCCACCCAUCAAACAUCAAACCACAGCUUGUCGGCACAGUGAUUCAGAUGUGAACACAUUUUCAGGUGAAGCACUACCUCAGACUGACAUUGAUGAUGUUGAUGUAGACUCACCUGAUGAGGCAGAAAACAAAUACAUGAGAUGCUCUGGCAUUCAGAAGGAAGAUUCCACUGAGGAUGAAGAUGAGGAAGAGGAUGAUAAUGACAAAGAGGGGGAACAAGAUGAGGAGGAAGAAGGAGACGAAUCAGCUGAGAAUGAUCAGCUUGAAGAAAGUAGAGAGUCUUGUGACGCCAAUUCGCCUGCUCCCGAGGCCGAAGUUUCUAAGGAGAAGAAGAGGGAUUUCCUGUCUGAGCUGGGUCUAGAGGGGGGUGAGGAUGACCAGAGUUCAUGGAGCUCUGAGUCCCACUCGGAAAACCUGAAUAUCGACGAGCAGAAACGAGGAUUAAAUAGUCAGAGUGAAGGAGAGAAAGAAGAGAGUAAAAAGAACUUGUUAUAUGUUCCCUCAUUUGUAAGAGGGGAUAGAGGCAAUAAGAUGGCAGUGCUAGAGCCUCGGAGGAGUGUAGGCAGGCCAAGAGUCAGCCAGGGAGGGGUUGCCAGCAGCAGUAAUGAUGAUCUUGAAGGUGAACUUGCUGAUCAGUACAAUAAAGUACAGAAAGAGACCGAGAGGGCAAAAUGGGAACCACUUAAUGUUUUGAGCAAGCUUGAAGGCGAUGUCAGCCGAAAGACAGAUGUAAUGGAAGAGCUUGGUCUGGGUGAUGUUGAUGAUCUGGAAGAUGCAUCGGACUGGGACUCAGCCAGUACUGCCAGUAUGGGAGCCCUGUCUGGUCACAGGGUGGCGUCCCCUGUAGUUAAGAAAAUACCAGAGUGCUCCAGUUCAUCUGAUAAGGACCAGGAAAAAGAUGAUGUUGCCACAGCAACACUGACGCAUCAGAAGAGCAUCAGCCCAGACAAGACACUGCCCAUCACACCCUCUCAAUCUGUUCCCCAGCCCCAACCUCGUACACGGAAGACGGUCCCUCAGAAACUAGAGAGUGAAGAAGAAUCUGAUUGGGAAACCGAAAACAUAACAUCUUGCAAAACAGCUCAAAAUGACAAUCUGCUACAAAAUAUGGCUGAGCCUCAAGCGACAGUUAAACCAAGGUCCGCUGACCCCUCACUGAUGGAGAAAGACAGUGAAAUCAUCACAGAAUUUGAAGAGCAGCAACAAAAGGAGAAAGAUGAUGCAGUAGAUAGAAGUGAGUUAGAUCUAAAUAAAUCUGACAAUGGAAAAAAGGAUAACGAGUUUAGAGAUCUUUGCAGUCCUGGAGAAAGCGGUGGCGUGCCAUGGGAAAAACGUUAUGAGAAGCUCUGGGUAGAGGUGGAGAAAAGAGAGGUAAAGUCCACCUUCAAGAGUGUCGCUGGUGAAUUAAAAGAAAAGUUUGGAGAACUGUUUAAAUCAAGACAUGACAUCACAGAAGAACAGGUCACAGCUGGAUCCGCCUCUGCAGAAGAAGAUUCAAGUGAUGAAGAAGAUGGGGAAGUCAUUGAGCGUCCUACUGCGAGAGCAAAAAGCACUGCCCUUCUCACCAUACCUGAGCAGAGAGAGUCUGGACCAGAGGACUCUGCAGCUGAAUCGAAUGCAAACUCCUUAUGCGAGGACAGGAUGCAGGAGCAACCAGCUUGUGAUGGCACCGUCACAAGCCGUGCUGAUCUAAGUCAAACCGAGGAGAAUACUGCAAGUUCAGAAGACGAUCCCAACGAGUUUGCUAUAUGUCAGCCUCCCUUCAGACGUUCAGCACCUGUUCCCGGUGUUUCUGAUGAAGAGUUGGAAGAGGACAUGGAAAGUUUUAAACUUGAGGUAGGGAUGCUGAAGGUUGUCUUCCUCGAUAUGGAGAAAGAAAAAGCCCAACUUCAGAAAGAGAUUGGAAAAGGGAGAACAGAAAUCGAGGUUGAGGUACAAAAAUCAAGUACUUCCCAGGUUACUAGUGGAAUAGCAUUGGAGGAAACUGGUAUGGGGAAACCUGAGACCAGCUUAGGAUGCCUGUCAAAUCAAGCUGAAGCACUUGACCAGGAGCAGCAGCCCGAGGCCGCCAUGAGCACCAACAGGGCUCCAGUGCAAUUGCAUCUCCCAGUCCAGCAAACCUGCAUUAGCAACAAACAAGAGAAGCAAGCUGUAGUGGAGACUUUACAGUCAGAGUUGGUCCGAGGGGCCCAGGGCAGCAGAGCCCCUCAGACCAACACACAUAUUAAUGGAGGUCCUCUCUGUGUGUUUGACGAUGGCACUUUAAGUGAAGUGUCGGAUGAUGAAGGAAGUUUGGCAGCGAGUGGACCAAAGAAGGAUAAGGACCGUGAGGAGGUGAGAAUGGCAGAAGAUUUUGAUGAACUCACUCAGUCCUCAGACACAGCCACAGAUGAUGCUGAUUCACCUGCUACAGGCUACAGUCACGCCUCCCUCCUCAUUAAGAAACUGGACUCAGCAACUUUGGACUCAACAUGUGUAGUGAAGCUGCAGAACAUUUUCCAUGAAUAUGAGCGCUCCAUCAAGAAGGCAAAGGAUCGGCAUAGGUACUUGACUGAUAAAGUGGCCCUGCUGGAAACAGAGAGGCGAGACUUGAAGAGCUCAUUAGAGGACAUUAAAGAUGCCAAGUCUGCCAUGGAGCGGGUCCAGUUGGAAUUACAGACUGAAGUUACAAAUCUCAAAUUUCAGCUGAAACAAGAACGGGAGAAUCACCGCCACACCACCAUGAAGUACAGUACUGCUGCCGAUAAGAUGAGGAGGAUGGAUGAGGAACAUCAGAAAGAAAUUCAGGAAAUGCAGAAGGUGCACAUGAACCUCGAGCUAGAGAUUAAAAGACUUGUUAACAACAUGAAACAGCUUGAACAGGCCCACAAUGAGACGCAGAGACUGCUGGCUCAGGAGCGCAGUGCACGCACCCUUCAGGAGAAUCUUCUGAGCAGCCAUCUGAGGAAGCACCAAGAGAUAGAGGAGGAAAACAAAAGAAACAUGAUCAAAAGCAGUGAAGUUUUAUCUCAGCUCACAGAAGCCAGUGACAGGGAGCGAGAGCUACUGCAGCAGACCGCUUCCUUACAGGAGCAGCUCACCAUCCUGAGGACAGACUCUGAGCGUUUGCAGACUCAAAGCAGUCUGAACGAGAGCCACCUUAUAGAGGCGAGGGAGAUACUGAAAGAAGAGCUCGAAGAGGUACGGCGGGAAUCCCAGCUUAACAAUGAAACCAUGGCCCAAGUUGUGUUCAACUACAAAAACCAGGUUACAACCCUUAAAUCUGAACUGGCAAUAACAACGACCCGUCUGGAAAACGAACGUCAGAUUCGCGAUAAACUGGAGGAGGAGGUUGAAUUGACUCGCACUCGUCUGGCUGGGGCUGUAAAGGAUGCCGAGCAUUGUCUCGCAUCUAAGUCAGAAACCGAGAAGGCUCUGCUCCGGGAGAAAGAGGAACAUCAGCGUCUCAAAGACAGACUCGCAGGUGAAGCAGCCAGUCAGCGUGAGGAAGUCAGCACCCUGUCCCAGAAGCUGGCCAAGGCAGAGUCCCACGCAAACAGCAUGGAAAAUGAAGUUCACCGUACCACCAUGCAGCUGACGGAGAAGGGCGUCCUGCUGGAAGUGCUACAGCGCGAAAAGGACCAGGCAGUCGCUCAUGUCAAGGAGCUAGAAAAGGCUCUGCAGACUCACAGGGAGGAGGUCAGCUGUAACAAAGCAUGUCAAGAGGCCACAAAAGAGCGGCUAGUUCAAGCACAGAGCGAGGCCAUGUUACUAAGGCAACAGCUGGAAGAGGCCCAAAACAAAGGCGCUGCAAAAGAGCGUGCUGUGACAGAUGCCCAAGAGCGCUUCAGUGACAUUUUGUCCAAGCUGCGCUCUGACUGUGAAGAGAGGGUACAGUUACUGGAGGACAGAAAUAAGGAGCUCGCCAGUAAGGCGGUGGAUCUCCGCGACCAGGUCUACAAGUUGGAGGAAGACAAGAAUGAAAGAGAGACUAGUCUGAGGCAGCUGCAGCAGGAACUCGCCGACUCACUCAAAAAGUUGUCAAUGAGCGAAGCCUCUCUGGAGGUCAACACGCGCUAUCGCAAUGACCUGGAGGAAGAGAAGACUCGGCUCCUCAAAGACCUGGACAGACUCAAAGGAAAGCUGGAGGAAAGUGAGGAUGAGUAUGUGCAGUCAGAGAGACGUAUUAACAGCCUGAAGAGCACUUUGGAAGAAAGGGAAAAGGAACUCUCCACUGCUGCUCAGAAACUCCAGGAGGCGCUGUCUACCUCAGCUGCUUCUGACACCACGAUCAAACAGCUGGAGGAUGCUGUGCAGAGGCUGGAGAUUGAGAACGCCAGACUAGAAGCUGCUGCGAAGCAACAGUCCAACAAAAUUGAUGCACUGCAGAAAGGAGCUCAGGAAGCUACCGCGCUAUCUGGCUGCUCACCUGGAGGAGGGGUUCGAAGUCACUUGGAGGACAUGGUUACGAACCUCCAAAGCAGUAAGAUGACCUUGGAAGACCAACUGAAUAGAGAGGUCCAGAAGCAGAGCUUGCUCUCUCACACGGCCCAGGACUCUCGGGCCUUGUGGGAGGAGGAGCUAAAAGGCCGCUCUAAGUUGGGAGUACGAUUGGCAGAACUUGAAAAGGAAAAAGGAGAACUGAACAGCCAGAUGGAGAUCGAAAAGAAGAAAGCCAAGAAAAUAGCAGAGCAGAAGAAAGCUGUUGAUACUCGUCUGGAUCAGGAGAUAAAGAGAAACACAGAGCUUCAAAAAGAAAUGUACAGGCUGCGAGCCUUAUUGAAGACUGCAAAAAAGAAAAUGCGAGAUCAAGACGCUGGUGGUGCUGAGUUUGGCUCUCCUAUGAGCAGCAUGCGGAUGGAUCUGGGCAGACACACUGAGGGGCACUUUGGGCGAAUGAAAGACAGGGUGGACGAUUUGCAGGUGCAGUUGGAGAAGGAAGCAUCUCUUCGCAGACAGCUAGAGAAGGUGAAUGAGGAGCUCAAGGAUCAGGUGACUUCCUUGAAGAGCAUGAGCCACAGUAAUGAUUUGCUUGAGAGGAGUAAGAGGCAGUUGGAGGAAGAGGUACUGGACCUAAGACGCCGAAUGGAGACUGCUCAGGUUGAGCAGAGCCACGUGGAGCAGUACCGGCGCGAUGCAGAGGAAAGAGCUCGGCAGGAAAUACAACAGAAGCUGGAGCAGGUUAACCUGUUCCUCCAGUCUCAGGCUGCAUCACAAGAAGCACUAGACCAGAUUAAAGCUGCCAAUGAAGCUAGCCUGCGCUCUCAGCUGGAGCAGCGAAUCCGGGAGCUGGAGGGGGAAUUGGGCCGGGCCCGCACUUCCCAGCAGGAGAGCGUUAACCAACGAGAGUCCACACGCACAGAGCUUGAGCGAUACCGCCAACUAUAUACAGAAGAACUGCACCUACGCAAGUCUCUGGCUGCUAAAUUAGAGAGGGCCAACAGUCGGCUCGCAGAAGCCAAUUCCAAGUUGCUCAAUGAGCGCAGCAGGUCACUGAUCACAAAUGGCAGCCUUGGAGCGCCAUCUCUUGACUUUAGCUCUUUGGCUUCACCAGCCAACUAUGGAGCCUCACUUGGGCCACUCAACAGGAAUCUUGGUCUGGGACUCUCUCUCCUCAACCCUGUGACUGAGGGACAGAACAGCAGGGUGGAGGACUACUUAGCCAAGAUGCAGAGUGAGUUGGAUAGAAGCAUAACAAGGGAAUUAAACAAUGCCACAGCAGACCUGGAUGUUGCCUCCGCCCGUAUGUCACCUGUGGGAUCUGCCAGAAAGGAGUUGGACCCAGUUAGCAGAGCAACGCAACAGUACUUGGAGGUACUGAAGAAGAACAGUAUGAUUUGACCGUUAUCUCGUUUCAAUCAGACACCACCUGUCAGCCAAUAAAAACACCUGAAUGUUGUUAAUCUGUUCUCAGUCCGCUUUUAUAGAAACAUAAAUAAUGCACAUUGCACUUAACACCUCAGGAUCAAAGGACGAGUCAUAUAUGUGAUAAGAUUUAUAUAUCUUGAAGCAUGAAAAGUAUUUGAAACACAGUUUUAGAUUUUGUUAUUUUGUUUGUGCAUAUUUUGGCAUUCAUAAGUGUGUAUUUGCAAAUGUGUUUGUAAGCAUGAUUAAGAUAUUUGCCAUGAUAUUACAUUUUUGGUACAUGCCAUCAAAUGGUGCAAUAUCUCUCUUAUUUUAGUGCUGUGUUUACUUUAUUUAUUCUUUUUUUUUUUUUUUUUUUAUGAACACGAUAUACUUGAACAAGACGAGCUGGAAUACUCUCCGGCUAUAGAAACAGGGUCACUACACUUCAGCUUUUCGUUGGCUUGUUUUUAAAGGUCACUAAGAGUAAGCUUUUUCCCAUUACUUGUAUAUGCUGUAACAAAGAUGGAAUAACUAAUGUAUAGAGAUCAUAUUCUGUCUAAAGAUGUUCACGCAAUAUUUUGUAAUUGGAUCAACUCUGUAGUAUUUUUGUGAACUAUAAUUAAAAAUCUUCCCAAUUUA
Oreochromis niloticus (Nile tilapia) is the source of this 8516-nucleotide messenger RNA. RefSeq names its product ankyrin repeat domain containing 26 (gene aard). The transcript is spliced from 34 exons. The coding region runs from base 516 to 7871 and encodes 2451 amino acids. Gene Ontology annotation, molecular function: protein binding. Lineage: Eukaryota; Metazoa; Chordata; Actinopteri; Cichliformes; Cichlidae. The record is from RefSeq and is a predicted model, not a curated record.